Ochotona curzoniae (black-lipped pika) is the source of this 3619-nucleotide messenger RNA. It is a transcript of the gene PDHX, whose product is annotated as pyruvate dehydrogenase complex component X. The transcript is spliced from 11 exons. Bases 90 to 1595 code for a protein of 501 amino acids. Gene Ontology annotation, molecular function: acyltransferase activity. Gene Ontology annotation, biological process: pyruvate decarboxylation to acetyl-CoA. The record is from RefSeq and is a predicted model, not a curated record. NCBI's taxonomy places the organism in Eukaryota, Metazoa, Chordata, Mammalia, Lagomorpha, Ochotonidae. Gene Ontology annotation, cellular component: mitochondrion; pyruvate dehydrogenase complex.
GGCCAGCUAGAUCGAAGGCGGGACCAGGGAGGGCCUGGGCGCUGGGUGAGCAGGCUGUGCCGCGGGCAGCCCGGGAGAAGGCCGGCAAGAUGGCAGCCUCCUGGAGGCUGGGCAGUGACCCGGCGCUGCUACGAUGCCUGCUGGGCUUCGGCGGCCGGCGGAGCUCGGCGUUGCUUAAGAGGACUGCUAGGUGGUCUGUCGGCCGCGAAGUUAAUUGGAGAUGGUUUCACGGCACGCGGUGGCUGCGGGUUGAUCCUAUCAAGAUACUAAUGCCAUCACUGUCUCCUACAAUGGAAGAAGGAAACAUUGUAAAAUGGCUGAAAAAGGAAGGUGAAGCUGUGAGUGCGGGGGAUGCAUUAUGUGAAAUUGAGACUGACAAAGCUGUGGUUACCUUAGAUGCAAGUGAUGAUGGCAUCUUGGCCAAAAUUGUGGUUGAAGAAGGAACUAAAAACAUACGGCUUGGCUCACUAAUUGGUUUGAUUGUUGAAGAAGGAGUAGAUUGGAAACAUGUUGAAAUUCCCAAAGAUGUGGGUCCUCCACCACCAGCUGCAAAACCCUCUGUGCCUCCCCCCUCCCCAGUUCCACAGACUUCCAUGCCUGUCAAGAGGGUACACACGCCAGGAUCCCUGCAGAUGCGGUUAAGUCCGGCUGCCCGCAAUAUUCUGGAGAAAUAUGCACUGGAAGCUACCCAGGGCACAGCGACUGGGCCUCGGGGAAUAUUCACUAAAGAAGAUGCUCUCAAACUGGUCCAGUUGAAACAGAUGGGCAAGAUCCCUGACUCCAGACCAGCCCCAGCUCCUUCAGCCACUCCAGCAGCACCUCUGCCCCCACAGGCCACAGCUGCACCCUCGUAUCCCCGGCCCAUGAUCCCACCAGUCUCCACUCCUGGACAGCCCAAUGCAGCGGGCACAUUCACUGAAAUCCCUGCAAGCAAUAUUCGAAGAGUUAUUGCUAAGAGAUUAACUGAAUCUAAAAGUACUGUACCUCAUGCGUAUGCUACUGCUGACUGUGACCUUGGAGCUGUUCUAAAAGUUAGACAAGAUCUCGUCAAAGAUGACAUCAAAGUAUCAGUAAAUGAUUUUAUCAUCAAGGCAGCAGCUGUUACUCUUAAACAAAUGCCAGAUGUUAAUGUAAGCUGGGAUGGAGAAGGUGCAAAGCAGCUGCCAACUAUUGACAUUUCCGUGGCUGUGGCAACAGAUAAAGGUUUAAUAACACCAAUCAUAAAAGAUGCUGCUGCUAAGGGCAUACAGGAAAUUGCCAGUUCUGUCAAGGCACUCUCCAAGAAGGCGAGGGAUGGCAAGUUGUUACCUGAAGAAUACCAAGGAGGAUCUUUUAGUAUUUCCAACUUGGGAAUGUUUGGCAUCGAUGAGUUCACUGCCGUCAUCAACCCCCCGCAAGCCUGCAUCCUGGCAGUUGGGAGGUUCCGGCCUGUCCUGAAGCUGGCUGAGGACGAAGAGGGAAACGCCACACUGCGGCAGCACCAGCUCAUCACAGUCACAAUGUCAAGUGACAGCCGAGUGGUCGACGAUGAGCUGGCCACCAGGUUUCUGGAAAGUUUUAAAGCAAACCUAGAGAAUCCUAUCCGACUCACCUAGUCCUCACAGAUAGGGACUGGGUCUAUUCAAUCAGUGGAAUAGCUGUUACGAGGAGGCAUGCUCUACAGGAGAGCAGUUAGGUAUUUAAAGUGUGAAGUGAGAUAAGUGUUUAUAUAAAGUGAAGACAUCUGACCCAAGUUGUCUUUGUUUACAAUUUGGGCCUAUUGUUAGAGAAAUAAAUAAUGAGAAGCUGUAAUAGAAGAGACCAUUAGCAAGAUCCAUUUUUAACUUCUGGUGCUGUACAAAAGGGACAUAAAACUAGCUGUAAAUUAAAUUAUGUUUGGCUGCUUUGAGCAUUUCAGGAUAUUUGAAAAUAUAUAAUACAUUGUAAAAUGAGAACAUUGGUAAAACUCUUAGUUGUGUUGAAGUUAAACAUGAUCUUCAGUGGGAGGCCCAUUGUUUUAGCAGUGGGGCCUUUCUGUUAACAAGCACUGCGGUAGCUAUACUUGAACAUUUUAACUUGUACAGAAGUUUAUUCUGAAUAAUAGCAAAUAAUGAUUACAUUAAAUGAGGGGUUGUGGCAACAUUACUGAAUCUUUUGUGUAUGUAAAGCCAUAUGUUUUAAAGUAGUUUCGAAUAGUCUUAUUUUCCACCCUGUAACACUGUGAACUUCUGAAGAGGAGGAAAAGAAGAAGCAAAAAUGAAGAGAGAGACGAAGGAAGUUAUUUAAUUCAACAAGAAGCUAUGGCUAAUAUAUCUAAACCUUCACAGAAAAACUCACUUCUAUGCCAAGUUGAAAUAUAUUUGGAUAAACUCUGGUAUCUCCUAAGUAACAUUCUAAGAUAGUGUUGGUUUCAGCACACAUGUUGUUUCUCAGUGCAUUUUAAUCCAGUUUGUACUGUGCAAUAAAGUGUAAGAAAACAUAGAAAUUUCUAUUGUAUUUGAAAUCUUACGACAUGUAACCUGAAAGAUUAGUAGUUUCUCUGAAACAUCUUGAAAGAGAUGCUUUACAGGAGGAAAUUUAAAAAAACAAACAAUCUGACAUUAGAAAACUGGCUGAUAGAAAGGUAAAAACUGAGAAGAGUGGAAGAGUUAGAAUCAACAGAACUUAGAGGAAAUGCUCUUGAUUCUGUCGAUACUAUGCAGACUUCCCUCAUUGCUAUACAGACUAGAACGCUUUGUCUUUAACCACUCUGCACUAACUGGUAGAAUAACUUUAUUUAAAUUAAAUGGUAAUGAAUGAUAAUAUUACUAGCCUCAAUCACAGAAAGAUACAUGUCAGUGUUGGUUGACAUGAAUCACUGGAAGAAAGACCAUCUGAUCCAAAUUGUAUCAGAUCUAACAACAUGAGCUAUGAAGCCUAACCAAAGAGCCUUCUGCAAUAGUGCUGCUAAGAAAUGCUUCAUCCGGUUACUCAGUUUUAUAGCCACUUUUUAGAAAUAGUCUUUAACACCUUUGUCAUAUGAACAGUUAUACUGGAAAUUAUAACUAAAUGCUGUUUUAAAAAUAACUUUUGUGUUUUUGUAUUCUCAAAGUCAGUUGUAAUUGUAUUUAGUUGAGUGUUUUCGAAUUUUUAUAUCUGAAGAAUAGAGCAGGAGAAAGCCAUGAGUCAGCCUCAGCUUGGAGUUCUGUGUCCUGUGGACUGGUCAUAUAGUGAACAGGCACUGGAAUCUGUUAGAGCCCGCAACAAACUCAACUCCAUGGGAAAAACACUACACAGAUUUCUGACAUGUUAAUUCAUCCUAGACAUACCCAGACUUUUAAGCUAUUAUGGGCUUCUCGUGGUUUGACUUCUUAGCUUUCAGGAAAAAUGCGUAUUCAUUUAGGCUAAAUAUAUUUUGUCUACUAUUUCUUUAUUGAUGAGGUUUAUAGAGAAAAAGUUAUUGUUUCUAAAGAGAAUGCUGUUGCCAUUCGCUUUGUGGUGCAGUGGGUUAAAAUGCCACUUGUAGUGCACACAAACAUAUUAGAGUGCCACUUCAGAGUCUGAGCCCUGGUACCUCCACUUGGAACCCAUGCUUCCUCCUGAUGCACCUGAAAAGGCAGCAGAGGAUGACCCAAGCACUUGCCCCGGCUAAGUUCCUGGC